AAUGAUUUCACAGAACAGAAUGUGGAGAAAAGAGAAUCUCUAUCUCUAUAUAAGAAUGCAGAGAAACAGAGUGCUGUGGAGUUUACACAGGAGUUGGUGAAAUAUCUGCCCUAUCUCUUCUCAUUAACAUCAAUACCAGAGGUGGACGAAGCUAUACAGAAAUUCUCCUCGCAGUUCUCUCAAAAGGUAUCAAGUAGUGAGAAGACAAGCUAUAGGGAGGAGACAUCUAUGGUGACAGUAUUAAAUGCUGACAGUAUUUACUCUACCUCAUAUUCUGCUCUCAGUCUCACUUUAAACCUCAAAAUGAAGGGUUACUAUGACAACAAAGAAGCAACACUUAUACCAGUGUCUGAGCGUGAGUUUAUAGACAGUGUAUUAGAUACAGAUAUGUUCCUGUAUCUAUCCCCGGACUGGCUAUCUACUGUAUACAAGAAUGUCCUUGACACUGAUAUAUUAGAAGAGGCCGGCUGGAACCAUGAUGAUGAUGAUUCACCUUUAAUAACAACUUUAAAAGAUAUAGAUGGUGAAGGUAGUCAUGCUAUAGGAGGUCAGAUGAUGCGAGGCAAUAGUUACGAUGACGAGGAUGAUAAUACUUCACCAGCGACUGAUUCUCAACUGGUCAAUGCUGGUAUGUAUAUAUCUGACCAGUGGUGA
Molecule: messenger RNA, 654 nt
Organism: Ruditapes philippinarum (Manila clam)
Lineage: Eukaryota; Metazoa; Mollusca; Bivalvia; Venerida; Veneridae
Product: brefeldin A-inhibited guanine nucleotide-exchange protein 3-like
Exons: 4
Coding region: 229-654 (141 amino acids)
Source: RefSeq, a predicted model, not a curated record